AUGGCGCCAAAUUUCGUAUUUUUCAUCGUUUUCGUGUCCCUAAGCUCGCUAAAAUCCCUUGCCGAACCCCACGAAUGGACGCCGAUAAACCCGGGUGAUCCCGAGGUGGUGAAUCUAGCGAAAUACGGCCUGGUUGAGGAAAACCAACGAGACAGUAGGUCGCUAAAGUUUGUCUCGAUCGUCAGAGGACAAUACGUAGAGAUCGAUGAUGGGAGACCCGAGUACGUGCCGAUUAUUCGAUACAAGCUCGUGAUCUCGGCUGACGACGAGAAGAAUAUCCGAAAGCAGUACGAAGAAAUACUAUCGGAAUCGUUAGAGGCUAGUGUAGUUCUGCUCGACUCGUUUAAAGAAUUGAAAAAUUAA
Molecule: messenger RNA, 363 nt
Organism: Striga hermonthica
Lineage: Eukaryota; Viridiplantae; Streptophyta; Magnoliopsida; Lamiales; Orobanchaceae
Source: the annotation of a GenBank genome assembly